AGGCUGAGCUGUGCUGUGGCUCUGCGUGUGGUGUGAGAGUGAGAGAGUUGCAGUGAAGCUAUGAGGAACUCAGGGACUCGCUUCCUCGCCUCGUCGCUGCUUCUCCUGUCGCUCCGAGUACAGCACUUUGUGGGUGGCUGUAGCUGUUCUCCUGCUCACCUCCAGCAAGCCUUCUGCAGCGCCGACAUAGUGAUCCGAGCAAAAAUCUCCGGGAAAAAGCUGAUUUCUGAAAACAACGGGGAAUCCUUCGAUGUGUACAAUGACCUGAUCCGGUACGAAGUGAAACAAAUCAAGAUGUUUAAGGGGUUUGAGAGGAAGAAGACGGUGCAGUUUGUGUACACGGCGCCCACCUCUGCGGCCUGCGGCGUGACCCUGAACACCACCAGCAAAGUCCAGUAUCUGCUCACAGGCCACCUGGGUAGUGAUGGCCGAGUGCAGGUGGGGCUGUGUAAUUACAUCCUGCCCUGGGAAGAGCUGACCCUGUCCCAGAGAAAGAACCUGAACCACAGAUACCAAAUGGGCUGCGAUUGCCGGAUCUCCACGUGUUACACGCUACCUUGCUCGGUGUCUGCGGAGAACGACUGCCUGUGGACUGACCGGCUGACGGACAAGACGCUCAAUGGGCCCCAGGCCAAGUACUUUUCCUGCAUCAAGCGCAGCGACGGCUCGUGUAGCUGGUACCGGGGGGGAUCACCCCCAGAGAAGGAAUUCAUGGACAUAUCGGAACCCUAACCCCUCCCCCUCCCUGCUCACCCUCCCUGCACCCAGUCCCCCUCCCU
Molecule: messenger RNA, 779 nt
Organism: Callorhinchus milii (elephant shark)
Lineage: Eukaryota; Metazoa; Chordata; Chondrichthyes; Chimaeriformes; Callorhinchidae
Product: metalloproteinase inhibitor 2
Exons: 5
Coding region: 61-732 (223 amino acids)
Biological process (GO): negative regulation of endopeptidase activity; negative regulation of membrane protein ectodomain proteolysis
Cellular component (GO): extracellular matrix
Molecular function (GO): metalloendopeptidase inhibitor activity; protease binding
Source: RefSeq, a predicted model, not a curated record